CGUACGGCGCUUCCGGCCCGCGUGAGCGGAGUUUCGCGCCGGCUGGUGGCGAGGGCAAGCGUGGACGGGCUAAGUGGUGCAGGUUUUCUCGAGUACCUUUCUCUUCUCCGGGACCAUGGCCACAGACUCUUGGGCCCUGGCAGUGGACGAGCAGGAGGCAGCUGUCAAGUCGAUGAGCAGUUUGCAGAUCAAGGAAGAGAAAGUCAAACCGGAUACCAAUGGUGUUGUCAAAACCAGUCCCACUGCAGAGAAGACAGAUGAAGAGGAGAAAGAGGACAGAGCCGCCCAGUCUUUACUCAACAAGCUGAUCAGAAGCAACCUCGUCGAUAACACAAACCAAGUGGAAGUCCUGCAGCGGGACCCCAGCUCCCCGCUCUACUCGGUGAAGUCUUUUGAGGAGCUCCGCCUGAAGCCACAGCUUCUCCAAGGAGUCUAUGCCAUGGGCUUUAAUCGACCGUCCAAGAUACAAGAGAACGCAUUACCCAUGAUGCUCGCUGAACCCCCACAGAACCUAAUCGCCCAGUCUCAGUCCGGCACUGGGAAAACAGCUGCCUUCGUCCUGGCCAUGCUCAGCCGCGUGGAACCAGCAGACAGACAUCCUCAGUGUCUGUGCCUCUCCCCAACAUACGAACUGGCGCUUCAGACGGGAAAAGUGAUCGAGCAGAUGGGCAGAUUUUACCCGGAGCUCAAGCUCGCUUAUGCUGUUCGAGGCAAUAAAUUGGAAAGAGGUCAGAAGAUCAGCGAGCAGAUUGUCAUUGGCACCCCUGGGACCGUCCUGGACUGGUGCUCCAAGCUCAAGUUCAUUGACCCCAAGAAGAUCAAGGUGUUCGUGCUGGAUGAAGCCGACGUGAUGAUAGCUACGCAGGGCCACCAGGAUCAGAGCAUCCGCAUCCAGAGGAUGCUGCCCAGGAACUGCCAGAUGCUGCUGUUCUCUGCCACCUUCGAGGACUCUGUGUGGAAGUUUGCCCAGAAAGUGGUCCCAGACCCCAACAUCAUCAAGCUGAAGCGCGAGGAGGAGACGCUGGACACCAUCAAGCAGUACUACGUGCUGUGCAACAACAGAGACGAGAAGUUCCAGGCCUUGUGCAACCUCUAUGGGGCCAUCACCAUCGCUCAGGCCAUGAUUUUCUGCCAUACCCGCAAAACAGCCAGUUGGCUGGCAGCAGAGCUCUCGAAAGAAGGCCACCAGGUGGCGCUGCUGAGCGGCGAGAUGAUGGUGGAGCAGAGGGCCGCCGUGAUCGAGCGCUUCCGAGAGGGCAAAGAGAAGGUGCUGGUGACCACCAACGUGUGCGCCCGAGGUAUCGAUGUGGAGCAGGUAUCUGUCGUGAUCAACUUUGAUCUCCCCGUGGACAAGGACGGGAACCCCGACAACGAGACCUACCUGCACCGGAUCGGGCGCACCGGCCGCUUUGGCAAGAGGGGCCUGGCCGUGAACAUGGUCGACAGCAAGCACAGCAUGAGCAUCCUCAACAGGAUCCAGGAGCAUUUCAAUAAGAAGAUAGAAAGACUGGACACGGAUGAUCUGGAUGAGAUUGAGAAGAUAGCCAACUGAGAAGCUCCCCGCUCCCUGCGCCGCCCUCGUCACCUCCAGGGGAGGAAGCCCAGUGCUCGCGCGGCCCUGGCCUCGAUUACCACAGAGACGAAGGCACGAGGAAGAAGCUGCCUACCUCAUUAAAUUAUGUUUGGACUUGACCAAAAUAUGUGGAAACGACAGUGGACAAUCAGAGGACAUUACAUUUUGGAAAAUAUUUUCUCCACACCUUGGAAAGCCACAGUAUGCCCUGCCCCUCCAGUAAUCUGCUUUCUGUUGUUGAUACUGGCUCCAGACCUCCCGCCUGCUCUCUGACUAGAGCGCUAGGACCAGCCUGCACCCCGGAGUGACAGGGCCGAGGUCUCCAGCAAGGCUGGCAGCCGGCACUGUGACGCCGUGAAGAGUUGGCCGCAGAGCCCCUGAGCCAGCCGCAUCGCUGGACCUGUCAGGAGGGAUUUUCCUGCCCUGGGCUUCUCCCAAAAUCUAGAGAUGCCCCAGCAUCCCUUUUCCUCAAAUGUCUAGAGCAGAAGCUCUCCGUCUUGCUCUCUCACAAGCACCUUGGGUACCAUGGUGAACUUGCAACUCGGUGAGAAGAGCCCAGAGGCCGGAGCCCUCUGGCUCUGAGGGCUCGUCCAGGCCAGGGUGGGCGAGUCCAUGUGCUCAGGGCCUGCCUUGCCCUCUUUCCCGUUGCUCCAGGUGGAGCCCAGGAGACUCGGGGACCUGGUGAAGCCCCGCCCGGCCCACUUCCGGGCUUCCUGCCAUGGCGGAGCCAGGCAGCAGUCUGUGCGGGCUCCUAGGAGGCGCUUACCCACAGCGGUGGCCUUGAUGGAUUAUGUAGUUCAUACCUGAUAUGAGUAGGGACAGAAAUUUAGCUAUGUGCAUCAUUCAGUAUAAGAAAUUUUAAAUGUAAUUAUGAGAAACACUUUACUAAUCAUGACUUAUUUGUAUUUUUCUGCUUAUUAGACUAAUUUAUGCUCAUUAAAAAUAUUGUGUGUAUAUAUAA
Molecule: messenger RNA, 2534 nt
Organism: Chinchilla lanigera (long-tailed chinchilla)
Lineage: Eukaryota; Metazoa; Chordata; Mammalia; Rodentia; Chinchillidae
Product: ATP-dependent RNA helicase DDX19A
Exons: 12
Coding region: 116-1552 (478 amino acids)
Biological process (GO): poly(A)+ mRNA export from nucleus
Cellular component (GO): nucleus; cytoplasmic stress granule
Molecular function (GO): ATP binding; RNA binding; RNA helicase activity
Source: RefSeq, a predicted model, not a curated record